GGGCGGAACUUCCGGCUCGAGCUUCCCGAGGCUGUGCUGACGGAGCGGAGCCGGGGGCGCUGGGAUGGUGCUGCUGGAGAGCGAGCAGUUCCUGACGGAGCUGACCAGGCUCUUCCAGAAGUGCCGGCUGUCGGGCAGCGUGUUCAUCACCCUGAAGAAGUAUGACGGUCGAACUAAGCCCAUUCCCAGGAAAGGUUCCGUGGAGGGCUUUGAGCCCUCGGACAACAAGUGUCUGUUGAGAGCUACUGAUGGGAAGAAGAAGAUCAGCACCGUGGUGAGCUCCAAAGAAGUGAAUAAGUUUCAGAUGGCUUAUUCAAACCUCUUAAGAGCCAACAUGGACGGGCUGAAGAAGAGGGACAAAAAGAGCAAGAGUAAGAAGAGCAAAGCAGCACAGUGACGGGCACCAGAUCUCCUGCUUUCACCCACUGGCCACUGAAUUGCUAUUUUUCUUUUGCUUUUUUUACUUUUGGCCACAAAGCUAGGUUUCUGGUUCUCCUACCAAUAACUGUUUUCAUGUGAGAUUAGGGUCAUUUUGGAUGGAAGAAGGGCUGCAGUGUUUACAGGGAGUUGUAAGAAGCCAGUUUAUUUUAGAUCUGGCUAAUUGUGUUGCCUGGUUGUAUGUUCCUGGUUUAUAAAGUCAAUGUGGCCACCUGUGUGAAGAGCAAUGUUUCAUUAAACCUGUAUUUAUCAGCA
This is a messenger RNA of Equus quagga, 693 nucleotides long. RefSeq names its product signal recognition particle 14 (gene SRP14). Gene Ontology annotation, biological process: SRP-dependent cotranslational protein targeting to membrane. Lineage: Eukaryota; Metazoa; Chordata; Mammalia; Perissodactyla; Equidae. The record is from RefSeq and is a predicted model, not a curated record. Bases 65 to 397 code for a protein of 110 amino acids. Gene Ontology annotation, molecular function: endoplasmic reticulum signal sequence receptor activity; 7S RNA binding. Gene Ontology annotation, cellular component: signal recognition particle, endoplasmic reticulum targeting. The transcript has 5 exons.